Molecule: messenger RNA, 686 nt
Organism: Sitophilus oryzae (rice weevil)
Lineage: Eukaryota; Metazoa; Arthropoda; Insecta; Coleoptera; Curculionidae
Gene: EMC4
Product: ER membrane protein complex subunit 4
Exons: 2
Coding region: 108-626 (172 amino acids)
Biological process (GO): protein folding in endoplasmic reticulum
Cellular component (GO): EMC complex
Source: RefSeq, a predicted model, not a curated record
UUUGAGGUUGUGUGUUGUUGUGUUCCGUGUUCGCUCGUUUGACACAUAAAAUAAUAAAGUUUGACAUUCUAGUCUAAAAAGUGAUAAUUUGAUUUGAUUUUAUUAAAAUGUCUGGAAAAUUUUCAAAUAAGCGUCAAAAAUGGAGUUUGGAGAAUGUGAAAAGUAAUCGAGUAGUUACUGAAGCACUAGCUUCUCCCCCUGCAUAUUCUAAUUCGUUUGUUACAAGCAGUAAUGAAGUUUCCAAGAAAACAGAUGUUUCUAGGUUAAUAACCAAGAAGUCGUGGGAUUUGGCUUUGGCUCCUCUAAAACAAGUACCAAUGAAUCUUUUUAUAUCUUAUAUGGCUGGAAAUUCAAUUUCAAUUUUUCCCAUUAUGAUGGUUGGAAUGUUAUUAAUGCGUCCAGUACAAGCAAUAUGGGCUACAAAGAGCACUUUUAAGAUGAUGGAAACAUCAAAUGCCAUUCUACAAAUGAUAGUAUAUAUUUUUGGUAACUUGGUGAAUAUUGGGGUAGCAUUAUAUAAAUGCCAUAGUAUGGGCUUAUUACCUACACAUGCAAGUGACUGGCUAGCAUUUGUAGAACCUCCCGUGAGAAUUGAGUAUUUAGGGGGAGGAAUAAUACAUCAUUAAUUGUGCUAUUGUAUUUAUAGCUUACAAAAUAAAGCCUAAUAUAAUUUUUCCUAAAUCUUA